AUGGUCUCCGCCAAGAAGCACGUUCCCAUCGUCAAGAAGCGCACCAAGGCCUUCAACCGCCACCAGAGCGACCGCUUCAAGUGCCUCGACUCAGCAUGGCGCAAGCCCAAGGGUAUCGACAACCGUGUCCGCAGACGGUUCAGAGGUAGCAUGGUCAUGCCCUCGAUCGGCUUCGGUUCCAACAAGAAGACCCGCCACAUGAUGCCCUCCGGCCACAAGGCUUUCCUCGUCAGCAACGCCAAGGACGUCGAGCUUUUGAUGAUGCACAACCGAACCUACGCCGCAGAGAUCGCCCACAACGUCUCGUCGAGAAAGCGAGUCGACAUCAUUGCCCGCGCAAAGCAACUCGGCGUCAAGGUCACGAACCCGAAGGCGAAGGUCACUACCGAGAUCUAA
Neoarthrinium moseri is the source of this 396-nucleotide messenger RNA. RefSeq lists its product as uncharacterized. The transcript is spliced from 4 exons. Gene Ontology annotation, biological process: translation. Gene Ontology annotation, molecular function: structural constituent of ribosome. Lineage: Eukaryota; Fungi; Ascomycota; Sordariomycetes; Amphisphaeriales; Apiosporaceae. The record is from RefSeq and is a predicted model, not a curated record. Gene Ontology annotation, cellular component: cytosolic large ribosomal subunit; ribosome. Bases 1 to 396 code for a protein of 131 amino acids.